Paramecium octaurelia is the source of this 395-nucleotide messenger RNA. NCBI's taxonomy places the organism in Eukaryota, Ciliophora, Oligohymenophorea, Peniculida, Parameciidae. The record is from the annotation of a GenBank genome assembly.
AUGCAUAAUUUAAUUAUCCUCUGGAAUCCUAAUAAAUAUAAUUUCCAGGAUUAUGGUUUAGUUAUAAUUUUAGAGACUGUGGAAAUAUAUAAAGUAUUAUAUAUCUUAACGAGAAAUAUUCUCAAAUAAAAAGUUCUGGAUAUCAAUUAAAAGUAAGAUGAAAGUUAAAUAUAGGGAAUAUUUAUUAGCAAGAGCAGAGAAACUAAUUGAGAGAGUAGAUUUGAAGGCAUUGAAGGUUCAUCAAAUCCUAAGCAAGUUUGUAUCAAUGAUAAUUGGGUUAAUGGUCUUAAUAGUUCAGCCAAUUGGAAUACAAAAAUUUGAAUUGUUUGAUAAUUUUGAAUAUAAUAGAAAGUGAGAUCAGUAUAAUUAACUUGAUGUGAAUUAUAAUAUAUAGA